Molecule: messenger RNA, 1826 nt
Organism: Nipponia nippon (crested ibis)
Lineage: Eukaryota; Metazoa; Chordata; Aves; Pelecaniformes; Threskiornithidae
Source: RefSeq, a predicted model, not a curated record
GCUCUGAAGAGUUAGGAAGUGGAAGCUAUGGGCAUCAGUAUAUCACAGACACAGUGACUGGUGAUGAUGAUGGAUUUGAUAUUGAUGACUCAGACUACGACAUUUACACAGAAGAGCUCAGACCACUUCCUACUAUCAAAGGAGGCAACAGAAAAUUUCUGGUCGAAACUAAGGUCAGGCCAGGGUCUAGUCCCAGGCUCCUAUCACAGGUCCUUACAACCACUUCUGAACCCACUACUUCCACUCCCACCACCACACGGCCUUCAGCCACAGCAAGGGCGACUACAGCUAGGGCAACAAGGAGGGGCGGCACAUCUUCUGCAACGCACUUUUUUGAUCUCUCCUGCAAUGAGACCAUCGUCAACGACUAUGACCAGGGUGGCUCACGCUGCCACUGCAACUUGGGAAAAGGAGGAGAGACAUGCGCGGAAGAUAUUAUUAUCCAGUAUCCUCAGUUCUCUGGCUACUCAUACAUCACCUUUGAACCACUGAAAAACUCCUAUCAGACAUUUCAAAUUACCCUUGAAUUCAGGGCUGAAUCAGAAGAUGGUUUGCUGCUAUACUGUGGAGAAAAUGAACACGGUCAUGGUGAUUUUAUGUCACUAGCAAUCAUCCAACAUAGCAUCCAGUUCAGGUUCAGCUGUGGCACUGGAGUUGCAGUCAUAAUGAAUGAAAACAAAAUCAAGCUGGGGAACUGGCACAGCGUCACGUUUUUCAAAGAUGGGAUGAACAGCUGGCUCAGGAUGGACAAUGACACUCCAGUCACAGGAAAAUCUCGGCUUGACCAGAGAAUCAAAUACAAGUUUUCAUUGCUCCUGGAGGAAAGGCUGAGUGAAGAACCUGUCAGUCUGAGUCAAUGGCAUGAGUUGUGAGUGUCUCGCACAGCAAAGAAUGGUAUCCUACAAGUGGACAAACAAAAACCAGUGGAAGGGAUGGCAGAGGGGGUUCUCACACAGAUUAAGUGCAGCUCUGAAAUAUUUAUUGGUGGAAUCCCUAGUCAUGAUGCUGUGAGGAAGAAUUCUGGGAUCCUCAGGCUCUUCAAUGGGAGCAUCCAGAAGAUUAUCUUGAAUGACCGGAGAAUUGAUGUGAAACAUGAUUUCACUUUUGGAGUCAACCUAGCAAAUGCUGCCCACCCCUGUGUGAGCUCACCAUGUGCAAAUGGAGGCAUCUGUGUUCCCAAGAAGGACAGCUACAAAUGUGACUGUCCCCUGGGGUUCAAUGGGCAACAUUGCCAAAAAGAAUGUGGAAGUUACUGCCUAAACACCAUUACAGAAGCAAUUGAAAUCCCACAAUUUAUUGGUUGCAGUUACCUUACAUAUGAUAAUCCAGAUAUACUGAAAAGGGUAUCAGGAUCAAGAAUGAAUGUGUUCAUGAGGUUUAAAACCACAAUGAAGGAAGGUCUUUUGAUGUAGGGAGACAGUCCCAUGCAACCUAACAGUGAUUUCAUUUCUCUAGGCCUUCAAGAAGGAACAUUAAUAUUCAGCUACAAUUUGGGCAGCGGUAUUGCUUCCAUAAUGGUGAAUGGCUCUUUCAGCGAUGGCCGGUGGCACAGAGUCAAGGCUGUUCGGGAUGGACAGUCUGGCAAAGUAACCAUGGAUGAUAAUGGUGCCAGAACCGGAAAAUCCCCUGGAAAGAUGAGGCAGUUAAACAUCAGUGGAGAUCUCUAUGUAGGUGGCAUGAAGGAAAUAGCCCUGCACACGAACAGGCAGUACAUGCGGGACCUGGUGGGGUGCAUCUCCCACCUCACACUUUCAACCAAUUACUACAUCUCGCCGGUGGAGGAUGCUGCCAACGGGAAGAACAUCAACACGUAUAGGACCAAGUGA